AUGACACCGAUCUCGUCUUCAUUUCACCACAGCAGCACAUCGGUCUUCCUGCCUCAUCACGGGGUUUUGCGUGAAGCCAGCUCGACUACUAAGUUGCGCGUCGUCUUCAAUGGAUCAGCACGCACCACCUCCGGAAUCUCACUAAAUGACUGCCUACACGCCGGUCCGAAGCUUCAACUCGAUCUCGACGCAGUCAUCUUGCGCUGGAGAAUGCACGCUUUCGCAUUUGCCGCCGACAUCGAGAAGAUGUAUCGGCAGAUCGUGAUACAUCCUGAUGAUCGACAUUAUCAGCAGAUUCUCUGGAGCUCCACGGAUUCACCUCGCAGUUAUCAACUCUGCACCGUAACGUAUGGAUUGACUUGUGCACCUUACCUGGCCCUGCGAGUUCUUCAGCAACUCGCUACGGAUGAAGAAGACCUCCACCCGCAAGCUGCCAACAUCGUGCGAACAGCGAUUUACGUGGACGAUAUUCUUUCAGGUGCCGAUAAUCUGCAAGAGGCACAAGUCAAGGUCCUUCAGUUAGUCGAGCUCCUCAAGGCGGGCGGCUUCAAGCUGCAGAAGUGGUCAGCCAACUACGACGACAUUCUUCAAAAUCUCUCGGCCUCCUCAACGAGCUCGUCAACUCUAGAGCUUCAUUCAGAAGCUCGAACGCUUGGACUUACGUGGCACCCAGCGUCCGAUUCCUUUAAGUUCCACGUCAACAACUCCGCACCAAUCAGCAAGCUCACCAAACGAUCAAUCCUCUCUCGAAUAGCUCAGCUAUUUGAUCCUCUCGGUUGGCUCGCUCCUAUUACUAUCAUCGGCAAGAGAGG
This is a messenger RNA of Vollenhovia emeryi, 812 nucleotides long. RefSeq lists its product as uncharacterized. Lineage: Eukaryota; Metazoa; Arthropoda; Insecta; Hymenoptera; Formicidae. The annotation marks the transcript as partial. The transcript has a single exon. The record is from RefSeq and is a predicted model, not a curated record.